This is a messenger RNA of Impatiens glandulifera, 1568 nucleotides long. Its product is annotated as methionyl-tRNA formyltransferase. The coding region runs from base 189 to 1322 and encodes 377 amino acids. The transcript has 11 exons. Gene Ontology annotation, molecular function: methionyl-tRNA formyltransferase activity. Gene Ontology annotation, biological process: biosynthetic process; conversion of methionyl-tRNA to N-formyl-methionyl-tRNA. The record is from RefSeq and is a predicted model, not a curated record. Lineage: Eukaryota; Viridiplantae; Streptophyta; Magnoliopsida; Ericales; Balsaminaceae.
AGAAGGAUUGGUCAAAACCUUUCGUCUCUCCUGCAGACUCAUUCGAUUAUCAUCUUCUCACUAUUUAUUAUCUUUGAAGAAUCGAGCUUUAAGUUUGGGGAAAUAGAUUGUGUCAAGAAAUGGAGUAGGAUCAUUAGCAGUCAGAAUAAGCCGCCAUUAGCAAUUUGGAAGUCAAUUCUUUCAGUAGAAUGUUAUUGACAUCAACAGCUUCCAUGCUUCGACGCUUUACCUGUUUUAAUGCAGCCGUCAAUUCUUCUCCUGCACUAAACCAUCCUCUUUCUCUUCCCACUAGAAAAAAACUAGUCUUUCUUGGCUCUCCUCAGGUUUCUGCAUCUGUUCUCGACGAUCUUCUCGAUGCUUCAUCUGCCUCUGACUCUCAAUUUGAGGUUGCAGCAAUUGUUACUCAACCACCUUCGGGAAGAGAUAGGGGAAGAAAAGUGAUGCCUUCUCCAGUUGCUCAACGAGCUCUUGACAGAGGCUUUUCAUCUGAUUUGAUUCUUACCCCUCAACGAGCUGGUGAGGACUCGUUUUUGUCGGACUUGAAAGCUCUGGAGGCAGACCUUUGCAUUACAGCAGCGUAUGGCAAUAUUCUACCCAGCAAGUUUCUGAAGAUUCCUUCACUGGGUACUGUGAAUAUUCAUCCAAGCUUGCUACCUUUAUACCGUGGAGCUGCUCCUGUUCAAAGGGCUUUGCAGGAUGGGAUAAAAGAAACAGGAGUAUCAUUGGCAUUCACAGUCAGAGCUUUGGAUUCUGGACCUGUCAUUGCUUGGGAAAGAAUGGAAAUUGACGAUGAAAUAAAGGCACCAGAUUUGCUUGAGCGGUUAUUUUCUCAAGGAUCUAAACUUCUAAUAAGUGAGCUCCCCUCAAUAUUUGAUGGAUCGGCAAGUGUAAAAGCCAGACCCCAAGAUGACUCUAAAGCAAGCUUGGCACCAAAGAUUAGUCAGGAGGAGUCGUGGCUUUCAUUCAAUGAAGAUGAUGCAAGAGUGUUGCAUAACAAGGUUCGAGCAUUUUCAGGAUGGCCCGGGACAAGAACAAGAUUAGAAGUUAUGGAUGGAAACAACAAAAGCAACAGUGUUCUAGACCUCAAAAUUAUCACAACAAGAGUUUGGGGUGGCGAGGGGCACCUUCUUUCCGGUCUUGAAGCGGAUAAUGUGACCUUUAUUAAGGGCGCCUUGGUAUUCCCCUGUGCAGGAGGUACAGCUCUUGAGGUAUUGGAGAUUCAGGUUCCUGGUAAGAAAGCUGUAAGUGGUGCUGCUUUCUGGAAUGGUUUGCGUGGUCAACAGCUCAAGAUAUGUUGUCAAAGAGAAGCUAAGCUAAGCUAGCUUUAUUGCUCUAAUAGUAAUAAUGGUAAUGAAACAAUAAUGAUUGAUGAAGCUUUAGGAGGUGAUGGUCUUUAGUACUAAUUGAAAACCCAAAUUAAAAGAAAAAAAAAAGGGAAAAUGAUGAUGGGAUUAGUUUCAAAUUGAAGAACACCUACUUUUAGCUUUUGGAAGAAUCAAGCUAGCCUAGCUUAGUUUAGCUAUCUAGCUAGCUUGAUCAUGAAUGAAAGUUUCUGCAUGCUUUUGUUA